AUGGAGAAGUUGUUCGAGUUGUAUUUGGACGACGAGAACAGCCUGCUGCCGUACAUGAAGCAGAAAUUGCUGUCGGGAAGCGCACAGGUGACGAUCGAACGCAUAUUGUCGUGCUUGAAAAAUGCGACUCAAUCUGACCAGGACGUUAUCGUGUGGAAACUCGUCAGAUUCGACGUAAUAUCUACCAUAUGCGACGUCAUGCAAACAUCGGACGACAAUUUCGUCAGAGUCGCUCUCAAAUGCUUCGAACUCGCGAGCAUACACAAGAGAUUUUACGAGAAUCACGCUGCCAUGAAUGCCGUGGAGUCGAUGUUGAGACUCACUUACUGUAUAAAUAAAUCACUCAAAGACUCGAUACUUUCCGAGAAGCUCGUGCAGAGCAUCUGCAAUGUGCUCGUUAGAUCAUCGGAAUUAGCCGUGGAUCUCAACGACGUGUGCGUCCCGCAGCAAAUUGUGCUGCUCGUGAAGAACUUGGACGUGCAUGACUCGCAGCGGGAUAAGCUGAAGUUCACCGCCGUGACGAUGUUGAACGUCGUGCUGCAGCGCGCGGUUUUCGACGACAGCCCCGACGAGGAGAUGAUCAUUGACGUGUGCCGCGACGCGAUGAGGUCGAUGACGGAAAUUGUGAAAUACGGCGAGGACGAUAACGCGAUUUUGCUCGCCGCGGUGAUAUUAUGCGGCACCUGCGCCGGCGGCUCCCGGUUUUGCGGCACCGAGCCCGCGCGAGAAGAACCGAUCGGCGACGAUGACCUUACGAUUCGCCAGAAGAAGUUCGAGUUGUCGGUCUCCAUCUACGAAGCAAUGAUGACAAUAAUUAUACCCUACGUGAAGGAUGCGGACUUGUCGCGCAUAGACUCGGUCACGUUUCACCGGAACCUUGUCUCCUGCCUGAACAACCUGUACCAGCUGAAAAGCUGCAAUCAUGACAACUUGUCGAACCACUUGGCCGCCAAUGGUUAUCUCGAGUACUUCUUGCGCUUGACCGUGCAACUUCCGUAAGUCGCGCCGGUCGUUCUUAACGUUCUAUAGGAUUAACGAGAUUAUAC
Dinoponera quadriceps is the source of this 1046-nucleotide messenger RNA. RefSeq lists its product as uncharacterized. The record is from RefSeq and is a predicted model, not a curated record. The transcript has 6 exons. NCBI's taxonomy places the organism in Eukaryota, Metazoa, Arthropoda, Insecta, Hymenoptera, Formicidae. Bases 1 to 999 code for a protein of 332 amino acids.